Messenger RNA from Geodia barretti, 1045 nucleotides. NCBI's taxonomy places the organism in Eukaryota, Metazoa, Porifera, Demospongiae, Tetractinellida, Geodiidae. The record is from the annotation of a GenBank genome assembly.
GGCAAGUUCGUAGUCCGCGCACACGCGAUGCUCUUCGUCUGCUCUGUCUUUCUCGUCCUCUGCGUCUCCGUGAGCCAGGGAAAUACGGCUGACGACAAUGGCCACUGCAGCGAUGAGCGGCACUGCGACUUAGAGGAAGAGCUGGAGGUAAACGAUGAGGAAGACGGCGAGCACAGCGAUCGUGGCAGAGCUAGCGAGCCGAGGACAGUCAAAAAUGAGUUUGUCCGCAUCGCCGGAGGAGAAUUCGUGAUGGGUACGGACAAACCGGUGCUGCCGCAGGACGGCGAGGGGCCUGCGAGGAGAGUGAGAGUCAGCGACUUCUCCAUCCACAGGUACGAGGUUAGUAACGCCGAGUUCGCGGCCUUCGUCUCCGACACGGGCUACGUGACGGAAGCUGAAACGUUCGGUAACUCGUUCGUGCUGGAGAUGCUGCUCUCGGAGUCCGUCAAGUCGGAGAUAACGCAAGCCGUCAUGAACGCGCCCUGGUGGCUUCCCGUGGAGGGGGCCUCCUGGAGACAUCCCGAGGGGGGAGACUCUGACGUUACUGCUGAUCGUCUAGACCACCCCGUGGUCCACGUGUCGUGGAACGAUGCCGUCAGGUUCUGUGAGUGGAUUGGUGGAAGGCUCCUGACAGAGGCCGAGUGGGAGUAUGCAGCUCGCGGAGGUCUGGAGGACCGGCUCUUCCCCUGGGGUAACAGUGCUUUACCCCGUGGUGAACACUGGAUGAACAUCUGGCAGGGAGACUUCCCCGAGAUGAACACGGCAGAGGACGGGUACAUCGGAACAGCACCGGUUGACUCUUUCCCGCCAAAUAGCUACGGUCUCCUCAAUAUGGCGGGGAACGUGUGGGAGUGGGUGGGUGACUGGUGGAGCAUCAGACACUCGGACCAGUUCCAGAGCGACCCUGUCGGUCCACCCUCGGGGAAGGACAAGGUGUGCAGCUAGGAGCCAGAACUCUCCAGACAGCUCUGCCUCAAAUCUUGGCUUCAGGUGUGCUCGUGACUCAGUAUAAACAAAAUAAUUAUGGCACCAGAAAUAUAUAUAC